UCCCUCUCCGCCUCUCGAGCCUUCUUCCAAAGGCCGGUGCUUGGCGAUUCUAUUUUUUUGGGCAGCGGCAGCGGACGGCGACCGGCGACGGACGAUCGGUGGACGGCGACCGCGACGGCGACGGAGGCGACGGGCGAUAUAUAGCUUGGAAGUUGGGAACUCAAAUUCUGAUUUUAAUGGAGGCAAGCCAUGAUCUGUCCCUUUGAUUGCGGUGGAUUAUUUCUUCUCUCGGAUAUGUAGCUUGGAAGUUGGGAACUCAAAUUCUGAUUUUAAUGGAGGAAAGCCAUGCUUCAGAAAGCCUCCAAUUGCUUGCUGGUUUAUUUGACUGUUACUUGAUUGAGUAAAAAUGCCUCAGAGGCAUUCAAAGAACAACAACGAUCUUGCGUUCUUCACAUAUGAUGAGAAGCGUAAGCUUGGGUAUGGGACUCAAAAGGAAAGGCUUGGAAAAGACUCCAUAAAACCUUUUGAUGCGUGCUGCCUCUGCUUGAAGCCCUUUAUUGAUCCCCUUUGCUGCCAAAAAGGUCACGUCUUUUGCAAAGAAUGCAUAUUUGAGUGUUUGCUGGCACAGAAAAAGGAUAUCAAAAGGAAGCUUGCUGCUCAUGCUGCACAACAAAAGCAAGAAAAAGAGGAAGAGAAUGAGAAGGCAAUGUUGCGUAAGGCCCGAGAGAUCGAUGCCUUUGAUCAGCAGAACCAUGGAGCUGUGCCUCAGUACAAUGACAGAAACCAUGCACAGGACAAGAAUGGCUUCCAUGGGGCAAACAGUGUCAAAGUGACGUCAUAUGAAGAGGAAGCUCUCCGCACCAUGAAGGCAUUUUGGCUGCCUUCUGCAACACCGGAAGCACCAGUGAAGUACGAGGCUCCUUCCACGGACACCGUAUGCCCAGAAGGCAGAGAGAAGCUCAAGCUUAAGAGCUUGUUCCCCUUGUGCUUCACGGAGGAAGGCAGUGAUGAUAAAGCCAGUCCACUGAACAGGAACUUCAUGUGUCCGAGCUGCAAGAUCACUCUAACUAACACGGUUACACUUGUGGCUGUGAGCACUUGUGGCCAUGUUUACUGUAAGAAGUGUGCGUACAAGUUUAUAGCAGUGGAUAAAGUAUGCAUGGCUUGCGAUAAGGAGUGCAAAGAGAAGAACUUGGUUUGUCUAGUGAAAGGAGGGACGGGCUUUGCAGGACAUGGGGACCAUUUGGAGGCAACGGAUUUCAAGCAUCUGGGCAGUGGCUCAGGGUUGGGACUCGUCAGGCCGACUACCAAAACGUAGUGGAAGAAAUGGUGGUGAAAGUUCGUGUCUUGGCCAUUAGCAGUUGGAAUUGGAUUCCAGGUGGAAGCAUCCAUGCACUGAGAAAGUUGGUACCGUUGUGAUCAGAAAAGAUAAUGUACUAUAGUUAUGCUCAAAUUCUGUGCUUUGUUUAAGAGCAUAAAUGCCCCGUAGGCUUUUCAUCAGAUCCAUUCCGUGUGAGCAUAUUUGUAUCCUGAGGAUCAAUUGCCUUCUAAAUCUUGAUGUUUAAGUUUACCCUUUAGUACGGUUUAUGUGGUCGACUAAAAAAGGUUGACCUUUUUUAUUUUCUCGAUAUGCAAUGUCCUUGAAUCUCUGUGUGUCUUUA
Messenger RNA from Nymphaea colorata (pocket water lily), 1601 nucleotides. Its product is annotated as E3 ubiquitin-protein ligase CSU1. Bases 347 to 1258 code for a protein of 303 amino acids. The transcript has 4 exons. The record is from RefSeq and is a predicted model, not a curated record. Gene Ontology annotation, molecular function: ubiquitin protein ligase activity. NCBI's taxonomy places the organism in Eukaryota, Viridiplantae, Streptophyta, Magnoliopsida, Nymphaeales, Nymphaeaceae. Gene Ontology annotation, cellular component: nucleus.